AUGAGUGCUUACUAUUUACAAUCAUUUCUUUCUCGUUUUCCAAUUAAUCAAUAUUUAGAUAUGAAUGCAAAAGUUCAACAUUGUUUUUUACUCGAUGGUAAAACAAUUCUUCCUAUUGAUUACAAUCAUCAAUUAUUUAUACCUAUUAAAAUACUAAACACUACUGAAAAUAAAUAUUGUUCAUGUUAUCAAAAACAAUAUCGAUCACAUUCAUGCAGUCAUUAUUGUCAGCAAUCACUUGAUGAAAAUAUAAAAACAACUAAUAUCGCCGAGAGAUUUAAAGGUACUCGAUUAAAUAUUGAAUAA
This is a messenger RNA of Rotaria sp. Silwood2, 306 nucleotides long. The record is from the annotation of a GenBank genome assembly. Lineage: Eukaryota; Metazoa; Rotifera; Eurotatoria; Philodinida; Philodinidae.